This is a messenger RNA of Symbiodinium natans, 360 nucleotides long. Lineage: Eukaryota; Dinophyceae; Suessiales; Symbiodiniaceae. The record is from the annotation of a GenBank genome assembly.
AUGAUGCGGAAGCUCCUCAACACGAUGAGCGCAAGCGACAUCGAAGCGAUGAUGGAGAAGGCCGACACAGACUACAGCCAUUCCAUUGGCUAUGACGAGUUCGUGGUCUGGCUACACUCCGAGCACCAUGAUCGCGUAACGAAGAUCUUGGGUACCGAGGCCGACCUGGUGAAGGCGACCUUUCGUCUGUGGGAUCGGAAUGGUGACGGCUUGGUGAAGAACAAGGACUUGGUUCGAAUUCUCGAAAAGACCUGCAGCACCAUGACGCCGAAACAGCUCAAAGCCUUAGUUGAUACCAUCGAUGCCUCAGAUGAUGGCGAGGUGGAUUAUGAUGAAUUUGUUGAUUUCGUUUUCACCUGA